AUGUCCCUUCGAUUGACGAUAGAAGACGGCCAAUUCCGUGACAACCACGGCAGACAUAUCUUGCUUAGAGGCAUCAACGUCGCGGGCGACGCCAAAUUGCCCAGCCAGCCAGAUGUCCCCUCACACAUUGCCGAGGACUUCUUCGCCGGUGACGACGUGAACUUCAGACAGCGACCCUUUCGCAAAGAAGACGCACACAUCCACUUCUCGCGCUUGAAACGUUACGGGUACAACACCAUUCGUUAUGUCUUUACCUGGGAAGCCAUCGAAGCUGCGGGGCCCGGAAGAUACGACGAGGAGUGGAUUCAACACACCAUCGAUGUACUGCGCGAAGCCAAGGACUAUGGUUUCUAUAUUUUCAUGGAUCCACACCAGGACGUCUGGUCACGGUACUGUGGAGGCUCGGGAGCUCCCAUGUGGACGCUCUACGCGUGCGGACUGAACCCUCAGAGCUUCGCUGCCACAGACGCUGCGAUAGUGCACAACACCUAUCCCGAACCCGAGAAGUUCCCUAAGAUGAUAUGGUCCACCAACUACAACAGGCUUGCCGCUGCAACCAUGUUCACUCUCUUCUUUGCGGGUAGAGACUUUGCGCCCAAGUGUAUUAUAGAUGGGAUGAACAUUCAAGAUUACCUUCAAGGCCAUUUCUUCCGUGCCUGCGAACACCUCGCAAAGCGCAUCCACGAGGCCGGUGAUAUCGAGAAUGAUAUUGUUUUUGGUUGGGAAUCAAUGAACGAGCCCAGCAGGGGCAUGAUUGGACAUGUCGACUUGAGUGUCAUCCCGAGUGAGCAGAAGCUGAAGAAGGGAACAUGUCCAACAUUAUGGCAAACCAUGCUUACUGGGUCUGGAAGGGCCUGCGAGGUCGACUCCUGGGAUAUGGGUGGCCUCGGCCCGUACAAGAUCGGUAGGACAUUAAUUGAUCCUCAUGGCGAAAUGGCCUGGCUACCGGCAGACUACGACGACUCAAGAUACGGAUGGAAACGAGAUCCAGGCUGGAAGUUGGGCGAGUGCCUAUGGGCCCAGCAUGGUAUCUGGGACCCGGCAAACGAUUUGCUGCUGCAGAAGAACUACUUUGAGAAACACCCGAAGACUGGCGAGGUCCUCGACUUUCCAAAGUUUACGAACACGUACUUCAUGGAGUUUUACCGGAAAUAUCGUGACCUCAUCCGGGCCCAUCACAAGGAUGCGAUAAUGCUCUGCCAGCCUCCGACACUAGAGGUACCACCUACCAUUAAGGGAACAAAGGACGACGACCUCAAGAUGGUGUAUGCGCCGCAUUACUACGACGGAAUCACCCUCAUGACGAAGAAAUGGAACCGCACCUGGAACGUGGAUGUUUUCGGCGUUCUUCGCGGCAAAUACCUACACCCUGCAUUUGCUAUCAAAAUCGGAGAAACAGCCAUUCGAAACAGCUUCAGAGAUCAGCUGACUGCCAUAAGGAAAGAGGGUUUGGACAAUAUGGGCAACCACCCAUGUCUUCUGACCGAAUUUGGAAUUCCGUAUGAUAUGGAUGACAAAAACGCCUACAAGACUGGGGACUACUCAAGUCAAUCUGCUGCGAUGGAUGCCAACCAUUUCGCAGUAGAGGGGGCACCAAUGGAAGGCUACACAUUGUGGCUAUAUAUGACCCAAAAUGAUCACCAGAGGGGUGAUUUAUGGAAUGGCGAGGACUUGUCUAUUUACUCUCUAGAUGACCAGAGCCUUCCUGUGUCUCCGCUUCCUCGAACACCAGACGCCGAAGGGCCCCCCUUCAGCCUCCUCAAGACGGCCACAACCAAUUCUAGGAGAGAAGUUGACGACGAGACUUCCGUCAACCCCUCGAACCUCAAACGUACACUUACAAACCCUUCCAUUUCAUCAGAACGUUCGAGUCAGAAUCCAGAAGUCACCAACGCACCAGGCUAUCGCGCAGCUGAAGCCUUCGUUCGGCCAGCACCCAUUGCGGUCAACGGCAUGACGACCAAGUACGGCUUUGACUUGAAGACUUGCGAAUUUACCCUAGAAAUCAUAGGCGCCCCUUCACCAUCCGACGACCUACCAACAACUGUGUUCUUGCCCGAGUAUCACUUUCCAAAAGAGCAAUGCACAGUUGAAGUGAGCGGGGGCAAGUGGGAACUCAGCACCGAUGACGAUGAGCGAGCUUGGAUCCAGAAGAUCAGGUGGUGGCACGGUGAUGGGAAACAGACGCUAAAGGUCACUGGCCAAGUGCGGCCCCAUAACACGCUGGCAGGCUCUGCGGACGAGGCUGGCUAUCUCGAGCAGUGCCAGUCGGGAUACGGGCUUGACGUCGGCAAGUGCGCCGUCAUGUAG
Pseudomassariella vexata is the source of this 2310-nucleotide messenger RNA. RefSeq names its product putative glycosyl hydrolase. NCBI's taxonomy places the organism in Eukaryota, Fungi, Ascomycota, Sordariomycetes, Amphisphaeriales, Pseudomassariaceae. The transcript is spliced from 3 exons. The record is from RefSeq and is a predicted model, not a curated record. The coding region runs from base 1 to 2310 and encodes 769 amino acids. Gene Ontology annotation, biological process: ergosteryl 3-beta-D-glucoside catabolic process. Gene Ontology annotation, molecular function: steryl-beta-glucosidase activity.